GGUCAGUCUCCUUCCCAUCUCAUCUCUCGCUCUCUAAUUAUUUUAUCAUUUCUACAACAAUUUACACUCUUUUAAGCAAAAACCAGCCUGGUUGUCAGUUUCUGCUUAAGCUUGCUCUUAAAAUAUCCCUCCUUUAAAAUGACUCUCACUUUACCCCAUCAAGUUGGUGUGUCUUUUUCCAGUUAAGUAAUGCUCUCACUUUCUUUGGUGUAGAUAUUCUUGUGGGUUUCGGUGUAGUUCUUUAUAUGAAUUUUGGGAUGGUUGGGUUUGACGGGUUGAUGGGUUCAGAGACAACCGGUGGGUUUGCUUCUUUUGUUUCAGAUCCUGUAAACAAGCACAAGUGUUACGGAUCUACUGGGUUCCUUAAGCAAGAGAGAUCUGGUACCAAUGAGGAUGACUGGAGGAGUUCAAAAGUGGCAAAAAGUGAUGAUUUUUCAUUCUCCAAGGCAACGUUGCUUCAGCAGAGAAACAACUCCUUACUGAGAUCUAAUACCACUCUUUUCGAUGGUCAACAACAACAGCAGAUGUUGAGUUUCUCUUCUCCCAAAUCGGAUUCUCUUUCACUAGAUAGAAGCUCUGAAAAUGCUUCGUUGCCUUACUAUCAAUUUGCAUCGUCUGCUUACAGUAGAAACACAGGUUACAAUUGCGGAAACUUCAACGGUGCAAAUAUGCACGGGGUUUUGGCUGGUGCCAAAGGACCAUUCACUUCAUCACAGUGGAUGGAACUAGAACACCAGGCCUUGAUCUACAAAUACAUCACUGCAAAUAUGCCAAUACCCUCUAACCUUCUCUUCCCCAUCCGAAAAGCUCUUGAUUCUACUGGCUUUUCUAGCUAUUCAGGCGGCCUUUUCCGGCCCAAUACAUUGGGAUGGGGUACAUUCCAUUUGGGAUUCUCCAACAACACCGAUCCUGAACCUGGAAGGUGUCGUAGAACUGAUGGGAAGAAAUGGCGGUGCUCAAGAGAUGCAGUUGCUGAUCAGAAGUAUUGCGAGCGCCAUAUGAAUAGGGGGCGCCAUCGUUCAAGAAAGCCUGUGGAAGGCCAAUCAGGCCAUUCCGCCGCUGCCACUACCACCUCCAACUCUCCCAAGUUGAUUCCCACCACCUCUUCUGCGGUGAUGGGCUCCACUAGCAGCGGCGGUGCAUCCAGCAGUCUUGCCAUUGAGCACCAACAACAGCACAAAACCUUGCAGCCUGGUGGUGCAUCUAGUCUCUCUGUAGCUGCAUCCAUGAAUAGGAUUUUUCUGAACAAGGACAAUGUGGUUGAAAGGAAGCAAGAUACGCCAGGGCUGUCAACGCUAUCUCCUGCUAUUGACUUGAAAUUUAAGGAGAACUCUUUCCUCAUGUCAAAACAGCAAAUCCCGUUUCAAGAAUCUUCACGGUCUGAGUUUGGACUUGUUUCCUCUGACUCCCUACUAAACCCUUCACAUAGAAGUCCAUUGAUGAGUUGCAGUAACUUUGGUUCUUCUCAGGACCUGACUGACCAAGAAACUGAAACCCAGCAUUCCCUUCGCCAAUUUAUGGAUGAAUGGCCUAAAAAUCAGCCCAAUCAAUCAGCCAUUUCCUGGCCUGAAAUUGAUAUGCAGUCAGACAGAACCCAACUCUCUAUUUCUAUCCCUAUGACUUCCUCCGAUUUCGUGUCUUCCACCUCGUCUCCCAACAAUGAUAAAGUCACACUCUCUCCACUCAGAUUGUCGCGGGAGAUUAAUCCCAUUCAGAUGGGACUGGGAGUGGGCAGUGUCCUGAAUGAACAAAGCCAAAGGCAAGCAAAUUGGAUCCCAAUCAGUUGGGAAUCUACUAUGGGUGGUCCUCUUGGCGAGGUUUUGCACAAUACAAAUAACAAUAACGCUACAACCAACGGUAAAAAUUCAUCUGCGCUAAACCUCAUGGGCGAGGACUGGGACAAUAGUCCUCGGCUAUCUCCAACGGGAGUUUUACAGAAGACUGCAUUCGGUUCACUUUCUAAUAGCAGUGCAGGAAGCAGCCCAAGAGCAGAGAACAACAAGGCUCGCGAAGGUGCUAGCUUGUGCAAUGACCUCCUUGGCUAAACUCUUUUUGAAUUCUUCCUCCUUGCUGGCCUGUAAUGACUUAACCAAUGGAGAUGAUGGAAGAAGAAUUAAUUGUCAUUUUGCUGACAAUUUUGAACAAUUAGUUUUGGAUGUUUGUCAAAUAGUUUGUUAAGUUUCUUUAGUUGUGUAAUUUGUAUUGAUUGUCUUGGUUUGCUUAUUAAAAGUAGAGACUUUUGACUAA
Mangifera indica (mango) is the source of this 2247-nucleotide messenger RNA. RefSeq names its product growth-regulating factor 1-like. The transcript is spliced from 4 exons. Gene Ontology annotation, cellular component: nucleus. Gene Ontology annotation, biological process: developmental process; regulation of DNA-templated transcription; DNA-templated transcription. The record is from RefSeq and is a predicted model, not a curated record. NCBI's taxonomy places the organism in Eukaryota, Viridiplantae, Streptophyta, Magnoliopsida, Sapindales, Anacardiaceae. Gene Ontology annotation, molecular function: ATP binding. The coding region runs from base 246 to 2045 and encodes 599 amino acids.